CCCUCGGCAAAGAUGGGCGCGUCUGCCGUGUUUUGGUUUUGAAUCAAACGUCGGUGGUCGACUGACGUUUGCGUUGAAUUUGCCGAAAACAAAGGCUUUCGGCGCAUGGUUGAGGUUAAAUAAAUGACUUUAUGGAGACCCAAGCAAAUGGAGAGCCUGACAAGGAGGAGGUUCAUCGCGUGGAGCCGGAUGAGGUGCCGAAAAACUGCGAACCAGGCGCCAGUUGCGAGAGCAUGUUGGUCGCCUUUGGGUCCAUCGAGGAGAUUGUUGAGCAGGAGAUGGAUUCGAGUUUUGCGGAAAAGAAUGUGCCGGGUAGCACGACCAGCACCAUCAGCGAAAUUCAGGAUGGAAUACAAGAGUGUGCUGUCAACUCAGAGGACGAGGGAGAGUCUUUGACGGAGGACAUACCUGCCGUCAAAAUUGUUGAAGCUGAGAAUGUAGAGGUGAGCACUCAGGAGGAGCCUUCCACUCCACCAGAGAGAGAAUGCUGGAGUAGCAUGGAAUGGCGUUCAAAGAGAAAACACAUUUUCAUCCUCAGCAAAGCCGGGAAGCCGGUUUAUACCAGGCAUGGAAGUGAAGACAAAUUGGCCACAAUAUUUGGAGUCAUGCAAGCUCUGGUAUCGUUUGUCGAAACAAACCAAGGAGAUGUGAUUCGUUCGAUACAUGCUGGCGAUAGUCAUUUUGUUUUUCUCGUCAAAGAUCAUGUUAUUUUAGUGUCCGUCUCGAAGACUGGGGAAAGUGUACCUCAACUAGUUUUACAAUUAAUGUAUGUGUAUAACCAGAUAGUGAGUGUGUUGACAAAAACGCAGCUAACGAGGAUUUACGAGCAACGGCGCAACUAUGACUUAAGAAGACUUUUAGCCGGUGCGGAACGACUGCUGGACAGUCUGCUCGACCUGACGGAACGAGAGCCGGCCUUCCUACUUGGAGCAAUAAGAUGUUUACCCCUGGCCUCAACCGUGCGAGAUCAAAUUUCUAAUACAAUUUCCAGCAUGUGCAGCAAAAUCAAGAACUUGGUAUUUGCCAUUCUUUUGGCAAACAAUCAACUGAUCACUUUAGUUAGAAUGAAAAAGUAUGUGAUUCAUCCCCUUGACCUUCAUCUGAUCUUCAACCUUGUAAAUUCUUCCGAGUCCUUUAAGACAGCUGAAAGCUGGACCCCAAUUUGCCUUCCAAAAUUUGAUGCUAGUGGUUAUCUACAUGGUCAUGUAUCCUACUUAUCUGACGACUGCCAAGCUUGCCUACUUCUAUUGACUGUUGACAGGGAUGCUUUCUUUACGCUCUCCGAAGCAAAGCAGAAAAUUUCAGAACGUUUACGGAGGAACAAUUGUUUGGAGGCAAUCAACGUGUCAGUCAGCAGCGAGGGCUUGAUGAUGGACCAAGUUGGUGUCCCCGAAGUAAGGCACUUCCUGUACAAGGCAAUCUCGACAGCCCAGUUUACGAGUCCAGCCCUUGAAGUCCCAUAUCACACCAGUGAGAAUGCAGAGAGGCUCAUGAGUCAGUACCAGGCACUGCAUCACAGACUGCACAGCUCUUCCAGGCCUUUGAAACUGCUCUUUUAUCAACUAGAGACUGAUGCCAUGCUUGGAUGGAUCACAAGUGGUUUUGAGCUUUAUGUCACAUUUGAACCUCUCGUAACUAAGCUGAAUGCCAUCAACGCAGUUAACAAACUUUUACGUUGGAUGAAAAAGGAAGAAGACAGGCUUUUUAGUCUCAAUGCACCAACAUUUUAACUAUUUACACACUUAAAUUCACUCUUGCUUCUGUGCUUCCUUGUUGGAAAAUUUAAACUUCCCAGUUUGAAGACCUUUCCCAUGUUUCUUAGAGGAGUUCUUGAGAAUUGAAAAAUGUUAAUGACGUGAUGGUUAAAAAAUUUGUGAUUGUAGUUUAAUAAUGAUGAUCCUUAAAUUUCUGUUUAACAUAUUUAAUCUGCAUUCCAUUUUUACUUGCUAUCAAGUGCCAAUCACAUGCGAGUACCAACAUGGUUAAUUUGACCUUCGAAAAAAAGCUACAAAUUUUACAGAUAUUUUCAAUGUAAUUUAUGCUGUUUGUUACUUGUACUUGAAAAUAAAUCCACAUUAAUUGCUUCGUCAUUUGUUGUCACAGUAAUAAUAUCAUGGAAACUUGGUAGAAUACUGAAAUUAUGGAAAUUUAAGCACUGUUGCACAUGCACAUAGAAGUAAUCUAUAGUUUUCAAUAAUAAUUCACUAAUUUUAUAAUUUUUGUAUAAAACUUUUAAUUGAUAAAGAUAAUGUUUGAUGUUUACGAUCAAUCUUUUUCUUUGACAGCACGCAUAUUAUACCGC
This is a messenger RNA of Neocloeon triangulifer, 2302 nucleotides long. It is a transcript of the gene Mon1, whose product is annotated as vacuolar fusion protein MON1 homolog A. The coding region runs from base 132 to 1730 and encodes 532 amino acids. The record is from RefSeq and is a predicted model, not a curated record. Gene Ontology annotation, biological process: protein targeting to vacuole; endosome to lysosome transport via multivesicular body sorting pathway. NCBI's taxonomy places the organism in Eukaryota, Metazoa, Arthropoda, Insecta, Ephemeroptera, Baetidae. The transcript is spliced from 8 exons.